Messenger RNA from Diachasma alloeum, 1566 nucleotides. RefSeq names its product diphosphoinositol polyphosphate phosphohydrolase 1 (gene Aps). The record is from RefSeq and is a predicted model, not a curated record. Lineage: Eukaryota; Metazoa; Arthropoda; Insecta; Hymenoptera; Braconidae. Gene Ontology annotation, biological process: diphosphoinositol polyphosphate metabolic process; diadenosine hexaphosphate catabolic process; adenosine 5'-(hexahydrogen pentaphosphate) catabolic process. Gene Ontology annotation, cellular component: nucleus; cytoplasm. Bases 706 to 1260 code for a protein of 184 amino acids. The transcript is spliced from 3 exons. Gene Ontology annotation, molecular function: bis(5'-adenosyl)-hexaphosphatase activity; bis(5'-adenosyl)-pentaphosphatase activity; diphosphoinositol-polyphosphate diphosphatase activity.
CAAGCGGAGUUAGAGGGAAAACUAAAAUUGUCAUCACUUCUGUCCCAACUUCCGAGACGAACGAUCUAACAGUGGAAUUGAGGUGAACUCUACAACGCGAAGUUGUAGAAGAAUUGACGAAAUAUAAAGAACUAUUUGUGUCAUAAAUGUGUUUGAAUAUUUUUUUUAAAUAUCCCGCACUUGAGCCGAGUGGUUAGCGCUGCAUGGGGAACUAGUCGCCCCUUUAAACGAAAAUACCUAGACGGAAAACUACCCAACUCAGCUCAAUACCACCGAACCGACGCUUGUGCGUGUGAAUUCCUCGUGAAGUGGGUGUCGUUGCCGUCAUUUACCCAUUGGUGACUUUGAAACUUUUGAGGUUAUAGGUUUUUUCGUCAACGACGGAGUGCAGCACAUUGAUAACUACUCAAUGAUCGAUUGUUUGUAGAAUCAGUGGAAAAUCAGUGGUGAUGCCAUUAAACUCGUGAUUCGGGGGUUAUUGUCGUGAUUAUGAAUCUUUGCGAACAGUAAUUUGCACAAGUGCUGGGUGAGGAAGGGAAAAUACGGAAAAAUACGUCGAUAAUGUCGGCUACGAGUAAUCGUAUGAUAAUGUGGCAACAUCGGAUGGCCGAUAUGGCUGUUUGACGAAUAAUUUUGAGGAGAAUUUAAUUAUUUUUGAUCCGUAAUUCGUUGUGUUGCGAGUACAGUUGGGAAAAUUCAUUCAUCAUGGUCAAGGAGAAGCCCAACUCCAUCAGGAUCUACGACUCGGAGGGGUACAGACGGAGGGCAGCGUGUAUUUGCGUCAAAAACGACCUCGAGGAUGAGGUGCUGCUGGUGACAUCGAGCAGACGGCCUGACAGCUGGAUCGUACCUGGUGGGGGGGUCGAACCGGAGGAAGAUCCAGCUGUUACGGCGCUCAGAGAGGUCAGGGAAGAGGCUGGGGUGCUUGGGCAGCUUGGACGGUGCCUGGGGAUCUUCGAGAAUAUUGAACACAAGCAUCGAACGCAAGUCUGGGUGAUGCGAGUGACCGAGGAGCUGCCAGAGUGGGAGGACUCCCGUUCAAUCGGCCGCAAGAGAAAAUGGUUCACAAUAUCCGAGGCCCUGGUCCAGCUGGCCCAACACAAGCCCGUCCAACGCUCCUAUCUCCACAGCCUGCGUAACACCAAUCCCCGGAGGGUUGCAUCAACUCCCACCCCCUCCCUCCAUUCCCAUCAAAUACCGACUCCAAUUCAACUCGUGACAAAUUCAAACUCCGAUCCACACUUCAGUAAAAACAGCUAAUGUCAAAUGAAAUCAACUAAAACAUUACUUUCUGAAUUUUUAAUAACGAGAUGAUAACACGAUUGUAAUAUCCAUUUUUUGUAUUGCCUCGAUGUUGCAGUGACAACGAUAAUCCACUCAUCAUUUGUACUUUAUACAUAUACGAAGAAAUUGUAACAAUUCUGUAAGCUAUUUAAUUAACGAAAUUAUGAGCAUGUGCUAGCUAGCUGAAUGAAUGAUGUGAACGAAAUAAUGUGUUUACUGCGUAUUGGGUUUAUCACGAAUUAGGACUGUCAUUACUUAAAUAAAAAAUAGUUUAUAUGCUAA